Ceratosolen solmsi marchali is the source of this 2209-nucleotide messenger RNA. RefSeq names its product Rab escort protein (gene Rep). The transcript has 11 exons. Bases 170 to 1963 code for a protein of 597 amino acids. Gene Ontology annotation, biological process: intracellular protein transport; small GTPase-mediated signal transduction; protein geranylgeranylation. Gene Ontology annotation, molecular function: GDP-dissociation inhibitor activity. The record is from RefSeq and is a predicted model, not a curated record. Lineage: Eukaryota; Metazoa; Arthropoda; Insecta; Hymenoptera; Agaonidae. Gene Ontology annotation, cellular component: cytoplasm; nucleus; Rab-protein geranylgeranyltransferase complex.
CUCUCUCUCUCUCUCUCUCGCUCGCUCUCUCGCUCUCGCACACCCCAUCGACCGUCCCUCUCUGUGCGUUUUAAUACCGCUGUAAGUCAGUGGAAUUAUAUCUCUCGACCGCGAGAUCAGUGGGUGAGUGAGAUUCAUUUUUGCGCUACGGAGGAACGCUAAAGGAGCCAUGGAUGACGAUCUGCCAACCGAGUACGAUGUCAUAGUCGUCGGCACAGGAAUGACUGAAUCUAUCGUUGCUGCUGCGGCUAGUAGAAUUGGUAAAAGAGUUUUACAUUUGGACAGCAACGAGUAUUAUGGAGGAUUGUGGGCAACAUUUAAUUUUGAUGGCUUUCAAAAAUGGAUGGAAGAUCUUAAAAUAAGUAAACACGAUUCCAAAGACUUUAAGCCCGAUUUAGAAAAUGGUGAAACAUUUUUAAAAGCUAGCAAUCAAUAUUCUACUGUAGAAAACAUUGCGGAAGAAUGGUUUAUUUCUCACGAAGCAGACUUACCCUUAGUUUUGACAAAAGAUACCCAAACUGAUGGCUCGAACGAUACUUCCUCGCUCACGACUGAGAAAACCGAUGAGGAUAAAAAUGAUAAGAAGGAAACAAAACAUUGGAGUGUAGAUCGUAUAAAGAAGGAAUAUAGAAGAUUUAAUAUUGACUUAGCACCAAAGCUUCUUUAUGCUCGAGGUGAGUUAGUGGAGCUUUUGAUUUCGAGUAAUAUAGCUCGUUAUGCAGAGUUCCGUGCAGUUUCUAGAGUAGCUACUUGCAUGGAUGGCAAACUCAUUCAAGUUCCUUGUUCACGAGCCGAUGUAUUUGCCAAUAAAACUGUGAGCGUUAUUGAAAAAAGAAUGCUUAUGAAAUUACUCACUUCUUGUAUGGAUCAAGGUGCGGAUAGUCCCGAGUUUGACGGAUACCACGAUAAGACAUUCUUAGAAUACCUGAAUACCAAAAAUUUAACACCAAUUGUUAAUCAUUAUGUGAUGCAAGCUAUAGCUAUGUCUACAGACAAAACGUCAUGUAGAGAUGGCGUUAAUCGUACAAAACAUUUUCUAAAUAGUCUCGGUCGAUAUGGAAAUACUCCUUUCUUAUGGCCUAUGUACGGUAGUGGAGAGCUACCACAAUGUUUUUGCAGAUUAUGCGCUGUUUUUGGCGGAGUUUAUUGUCUGAAACGUCAUCUGGAUGGCGUUGUAGUAAGCGAAGAUAAAUGCAAAGCUAUUUUAACUGGGAAGCAAAGGCUAUCACUGGAGCAUCUUGUUGUUGGACAAGGUCAUCUGCCUCCAGAAAUUGUAGCCUCAACUGGCGAAAAUCAAAUUUCUCGCGGUAUUUUUAUUACGGAUAGAUCAAUAAUGCAAGGAGAGAAAGAAAAUUUAACACUUUUAUACUAUCCACCGGAAGAAUCGGAUCAAGAAGCUGUAACAGUUAUUGAAUUAGGGCCAUCAACGAAUGCUUGUCCCCAAGGACUGUUUAUGGUUCAUAUGACGUGCAAACGCACAAAAACUGCUCAAGAAGAUUUAGCCUACGUUGUUAAAAGAUUUUUAUGUGCCAAGACUCUUGAAAGUAAUGUUUCUCGUACUCCAACAGAUUCUCAUACACAAACUGUUGCUACAGAUCAACAUCAAGCUCAGGAGGGAGAUAAAGGAGCCAAUGAAGGCACUAUUGAAAACCCAAUGCCUCAAGUAUUGUGGUCUUUGUACCUUAAUUUACCAGCGAGUGAUAUUAAACUUAACGAGUCUGCACCAAGCAAUAUUCAUCUUUGUUCUGGUCCUGAUCUAGAUUUAGAUUUUGAUUUUGCUGUUAAUCAGGCGAAAGAAAUUUUUAAAGCCAUGUAUCCAAGUGAAGAUUUCUUACCUCGUGCACCCGAUCCGGAAGAAAUUAUUUUAGAGGGAGAAGAGAUACCGGGUCCUAAAUUUGAGGGUGAUAACACAUCAGGUGAAAAUGAAAAACAAGAUGCAGAAAAGGCAGAAAAAGAAGAAUAAUAAAGAAUAAAAAAGAAAAAUCGCAGGAAUUACGUACUUGCUUAAUCUCAUUAAUUGCUGAAUCUUAUAUUAGAUCAUUAUAAAAUAUUAAAGUAUGAAAAUGAAAUCUAACAUCUUAGUUUAUUUAUUUUUUAAUGCAUUUUAUUGCAUAUUUGAAAUUAUAAUGAGAUUAGGGAAUAGUACUGUAAAAGCUAUUUAUCACAAAAUUAAAUAAAAAAAGGUUUGAAUAUUAUUAUUUUUUAAUUA